AAGACCAUUCGUUAUUAUUAUGCCAAAAUUAUUAUUUUUAUGAAUAUUUCCAUAUUACUAACGCGCAUGCGCGAGCGGCAAUCGCAGCCUGAAUUCGCGUUGUGAGCUUGGCUACUCUAUUCUAAUUACUAAUUUCCACGCAUUUCUGCAUUUCUACGCUAUUUCGCGAUAAAAUUGCCAUUCGAAAAUGAUGUCCACAUCCCUUUCCCAUGAUUUCCCUUAAACCGUCACAUUUCCUUAACAUAACCUACCAACAGAGUAAUUUUUGAGCAAUUUUGCCCAAGUACUGUAGUAACAACAAUAACAACAAUAACAACAAUGUUACUCAUUAUAAGACCCAUAACCUCUACACUCUACUACUCUACUACAAUUCUACAAUAAUUCCACUUCUUCUUGGACCCAUAAUUAUAUCUAAUUACAGAUAUAAAGAUACAUAUCUCUAACAAAAGAUAUGUCUUUAAUUUCCCAAAUAGUGUCCCAUUUUUUAAUUAAGAAUUGAUUAAUAAAAAUGUUGCACUCAAUGGGAGAACCAUCUCCGCAAGAUAUAUUGUCAGAAGUGAGGAAGUUCAUUUCUGGAGCGGUCAGACCAACCCAUGGCACGAGCACCCUUGACGUGACUCGUACCGCCUUGUCUCUCCUGAGGAGUGUACCUGCAGCUAGAGAUGCUGUACUCGAAUACUUCUGUAACGUGUUCUUCGUUGCUGUCACCAAACAUGUUCGCCAAAUCGAAACAAAUCAAAAUAUGGCAAUCAGCGAAGAGACCAUCAUAGCAGAGAUUCACGCUGUUUUGAGCAGUUUCAUUAAUGGAAAUCCAGAGGCAUGGGCACCGAUCAUUUCUGCAUGGUCACUGGAAUUACUGGGUAAAUUGUCCUCCGACUAUGCAAAGCGUGGUAACUUGCCUGGCAAUGCCGGAAUCAACGAUUUUCUCCAACAAUGGAUGUCGUGUCGAGCCACUCGGACGUUGAUCGACAUCACCGCUCAAUGUCUUCAGUGUCUCAUGCAUUCCGACACGGAAUCUUGUAUCAAGGCGUUGCUGGACACCAGCGUGUUACACAGUCCUCACUUUGACUGGGUGGUUGCCCACGUUGGAAGCUGUUUCCCAAAUACGGUCAUCACCAGAGUGUUGUCUUGCGGUCUAAAAGACUUCUGCAGCAUGGGUUACGAACACAACGUCAAGAAUCCUAAAUUGAAUUCAGUUGUUGGAAUCCUGGGACACCUAGCCAGCAGUCACUUUCAGGACAUCAGUACUGCCUUAUUAGACUUAUUCAAAUGGAGUUUGAAUGAAGACAUGACGGUCGACGAAGACACAAAGAAACAGAAAUUAGCUACGGUUCCAUUUCUUCUAAAUCUAGCAUCCCUCUCUCAGACUCUUCUAAAAGCAAUAACCAGCGAUGUGUUGCAAACCUUGAAACCAGAUAUAAUUCCACAAUUGGCCCUGUUUGCGGCAGACUGGUGCAAGUACUUCGACAACCAGCCAGAAGCUCUGAUAGACUUGACUGUGCAUCUGAUCUUAGGCUGCGAGCAAGGUGCAUCGCAGAUAAUAAAUAUCUUAUUGGACACUGCUUUAAACACCAGCAACGUUGGCUACCACAGUGUCAACGCAGCCCAAAGUGUAAAGAGUGUGUGCAGCGAAAUACUGGAGCUAGUGUUGGAAGAAAUCGAUCUUCUUCUAAGAACACAUGGGCCACAAUCUGCGAAUAUCGCUUUACUGACCUCCAUCAAACAAGAACUGCCUGUCGUGUUGCCUCUGCUUCUCAACCAGAAUCCUCUACGCGUCCAAACUGCUGUCAGAUUGCUGUGCUUCCUCGGUAGCCAAAGCGCCAACCUAUUGAUAUCCGCAGCCUCAUAUAUGUUGAUCAAAGCAGCAACCACUUUCCAUCUUGCUGCUCUGAUAAGACUCGUUUCGAACAAUGUCGUAGUCUUCCCUGCGAAUAAGGUCGAAGCAGAGAAUAUGUUAGCGAGUCAUGGCUACUUUGCUCAAGUAGUGGAACAAGCACUCAGGGAGAUAAAUUAUAAGAACGUUAUGGAGAAGCAAGAGAGAAGACAAUUUUUUCAGAACCUUACGAUACUGUUGCAGUGGGAGAAAUCGAACAAAGCAAUCAUCUUUCGAUCGAAGAUGAUCACGCAUGCUAUCAAAUCCAAUUUACAUCAGAUGUCCUCGUUGUUAACAAAGACAAGGGACUUUGAGCUAGCUAAUGACAUCGCAAAGAUGUUGGACUUGUUCAGCACAUCGGAGAAGGACAACUUUCUACCAAAUGUGGAGCUCGCUCUCAAGUUAACCAGAGCUGUGAUCCAGUACUUCUUUUUAUGCAUAGCGGAGGAUGAUGUUACAAAGAAGCAACAGAGCGUCAAGAUAGUUUGCCACUUGCUGAAGGAUUUGACCUGUUAUUCUCCAUGCGCUCGUGCAUUGGCGUUAAGAGAGAUUUUGACGUACAGUAUCAACGACGAUCCCGCCAAAUAUUUUGGAGCCAAAGAGAAGUUCGAACCGAAAUUCGAAGAGAUGUUGCUCUUACACCAGAAUCACAAACAGGUCACGAGCACGAUGUUAGCUCAAAAGCAUUCCUCUGUAUUCCACGCUGGUGUAAUUGGCCAUGGCCCGCGGAAACCACCGCCGGAAAACACGGUUGACAAAGAGACCAUCGCUCUAAAUAAAAUUCUACUGAUGGACGUCAUAAAGGCUUGCUGCAGCAACAAGGAAUCGGAACGAUAUCCAGUGAACCUUGAUGCCUUGACGAUAGUCAGUUUACUGUUGGUUGAGAUCAUUUCACCCGAUGUCAUGUACAAUGGACUACCAUGGCCUGACGAAGAGUUUACAAAAGUCACCAUAGAGAGAGAUUUACAAAUUCAUCGAAUGUUCAGAGACGUGCCCUUGUUGUGGACAUUGUUGGAGUUGACUGCUUGGUAUAGGCCAGCUUUAGCGUAUUGUUCGGUUUUGUUGAGAGGGAUCGCUGCUACUGUUAUGGCCAACUGGAACACGGAAGCAGGCGUCUCGCUGGUAAGCGUGAUGGCCCUUGGACAAUUACUGCCGCCGCCAUUGGCGAGCAUAAGGGACAUUUUGCCCGUUUUAGAACCCCAUCAGAUAAACACUAUAAUGAAGGAGUGUGUGUGGGCUUACAUGCGGGAGAACGUCCCAUCGCCAGCCCUAUUCACGCGCAACGAAGGAGCCAAUAUAGCUUGGAGGGACACGGACACGUCUACUCCAAACGCGAGGUUCACGGAAACGCUUCGUUUAAUUCUUCUAGCCAAUAUUCAUACUCUAGGGCCACUCUACGCCACCCUAUUUUACAACGAAAACAAAUAGUUCAUCUACCAAUUAACAGAUUGUCUGUAAUUGUGUAAUAAUUCUUGCGAAUAGGUGUUGCGAACCAGUCCAAAACUGACAAGUGUACAAGUAUGAUUAAAUAUCUGCUUUGUGGG
Molecule: messenger RNA, 3417 nt
Organism: Hylaeus anthracinus
Lineage: Eukaryota; Metazoa; Arthropoda; Insecta; Hymenoptera; Colletidae
Gene: omd
Product: integrator complex subunit 5
Exons: 9
Coding region: 509-3301 (930 amino acids)
Biological process (GO): snRNA 3'-end processing
Cellular component (GO): integrator complex
Source: RefSeq, a predicted model, not a curated record